Messenger RNA from Paramormyrops kingsleyae, 1882 nucleotides. RefSeq names its product pyridoxamine 5'-phosphate oxidase (gene pnpo). The record is from RefSeq and is a predicted model, not a curated record. Gene Ontology annotation, biological process: pyridoxal 5'-phosphate biosynthetic process; pyridoxine biosynthetic process. Gene Ontology annotation, molecular function: FMN binding; pyridoxamine phosphate oxidase activity. NCBI's taxonomy places the organism in Eukaryota, Metazoa, Chordata, Actinopteri, Osteoglossiformes, Mormyridae.
UGUGUGUAUUUACGUCAGGUAAAAUGUCACGAUGGCUGCGUUGCACAAUCGUGAUACGCAAUUUGGGCACAUCAAUAAAGCGGACGGCGAAUUUCUGGAGUGAAUUCCAGCUUCCGUUUGGAACGGGCUUGUUCUUUAGUGCGCCUGCUUCGGGUUUCGGGAGAGGACCGAUACAGGACAGUGCAGGCAUGGAUCUCAGUGACAUGAGAAAGACAUACAAGGCAGAUGAGGAGUGCUUUGAGGAGGGUCACUUGGCGUCCCUGGAUCCCAUCAAGCAGUUUGGCGAUUGGUUCAACGAAGCGGCCAUGUGCCCGGAAGUGGGAGAGCCGAAUGCCAUGUGUCUGGCCACAUGUACAAAGGAAGGAAUUCCAUCUGCCCGCAUGGUGCUGCUGAAAGGCUACGGCCACGAGGGCUUCCGCUUCUUCACCAACUACGAGAGCCGUAAGGGUGCAGAGCUGGACAGUAAUCCUUUCGCCUGCCUUGUGUUUUACUGGGAGCCUCUAAACCGACAGAUUCGUAUCGAGGGUCCUGUGGAACGUAUUCCCCACCAGUCCUCCGUUGACUACUUCCAGUCCAGACCCAAGGGCAGCCAGAUCGCCGCAGUAGUGAGCAGACAGAGCAGCGUCAUCCCCAGCCGGGAGUACCUGAGACAGAAGAAUACAGAGCUGGAGGAGAAGUACAAAAACACACAGGUCCCCAUGCCAGACUACUGGGGCGGCUACAUUGUCAAACCCCACAUGAUCGAGUUCUGGCAGGGCCAGACCAACCGACUGCACGACCGCAUCGUCUUCCUGCGGCCAAACAACGGAGGAGUCCUUGGGGAGAUGCAGCACCAAGCAGAGGGUGGCUGGGUGUACCAGCGCUUGUCACCCUGAGGCUGGGACAUCCAGCUGAUUAGGGAGGGUACACAGGUCUCAUACUUUGCAUGUAGUCAAAUCAGUGUUGAAGUGUAACAUUCUUCGUAUAUACGAAAUAGAAAUAAGCUGUAUAACAAUACUCACAACAUUAAACUGUGAAAAACCUCAAACCCAGGAAAAUAUGAUUUAAACAUCCUCAGUCAUAAUUUUACUGGCCAAUACCAUAUAUGAUUUUGUUUUAUGAUUAUUAUCUGCUACAAGGUUUCUGGGAUCACACAAUACUUGAAAUUUCUUUAUUGAAUCAUGAACGUGUAGCCUGUAGGGUAUGACAGUCAUGUGAUUUACUUGUGACUGAAUAGCAUUCCAACAAUGUUAACAUUAUAUGUUCAAUUCCAUAUUACAUUUACAAGGUUAACAUACAUUUGUAUGCUUGAUUCCAGAUUACAUUUUUAUAUGGUCUUUGUCCUGUCAGCAACAGACCCUGUAUAUAAAUAUAUAUUUGUAGCUAUGCCAUAGAGUUAUAUUUUACACAUUUUACGUACCUUGAAUUUUUUUCAGAAUUGUCACUGUGGUAUGUUGUAAUAUUGUAUUGAACAACAGUUGUUGAUUUCAAAAUCACAGUACACAGCCUGUUCUUUCAGUCAUUUCCUAAUGGAAUUUCAUAUUUCUGUCACAUCAGAAUGCGGAAUCAUUAGUAUGUCUGCUCUGGGUGGCAGCUUGUUGUAGAGAUAACACUGUUUAGUUCACUAGUUCAGAGGUAUUUUUUUUUAUGUUCCCCGGAUAAUGUUGUACAUUGUUUUUCAAUUAUUCAAUUAUAACACGCAGAAGGAUCCAUAUUUUAUGCGAAUUAACAUUUGCAUGAAAAGAAUCAUUUAAAAAUUGAAAUUGUGUAUUAAAUCAGGAAUGAGUUUGUUUUUCUCUGCAAUGUCUGAUUUAGGUUAAUUACACAUAGAUCUUAGUAGUGUCAUCCCAUGUUUCUGUCUAGCUGUUUGGACUUUUAUUAAAAGUGCUGUAUUAUUCAGUGA